This is a messenger RNA of Carassius auratus (goldfish), 1887 nucleotides long. It is a transcript of the gene snx21, whose product is annotated as sorting nexin family member 21. The transcript has 4 exons. Gene Ontology annotation, biological process: protein transport. Gene Ontology annotation, molecular function: protein binding; phosphatidylinositol phosphate binding. Gene Ontology annotation, cellular component: early endosome membrane. The record is from RefSeq and is a predicted model, not a curated record. Bases 154 to 1344 code for a protein of 396 amino acids. Lineage: Eukaryota; Metazoa; Chordata; Actinopteri; Cypriniformes; Cyprinidae.
UUCUAAGUAACUAAUGGUCAGAGAUAAACGUCCCGUCCUCGAUAAUACCGCGCCGUCUCUUUAUUUACACAUGAAAAUGAUAUAACCAGCAGCAUGAAGAGCUGAUCGUGUGUAGUUUAGAGGACUGUAACUCGGGGUUGGAGGAGAGCUGGGAUGGCCUCUAAACUGUUCGACAGACUUCGCCGUACGCUGUUUAAAGAAGGGGAGCUUCCUCUGGAGACGGACGGACACGGAGCAGAUGACUUCCCGGAGAGCUCUGAGCUGGAGGACGAUACAGACUGUGUGUCAGCACGACUCCGAGGAACCCUGUGCUUCGAGGGUGAAGGGGUCCUGGACUCUGAGGAUGCAGGAGACGCGUCGGGGCCAGACAGCGACUCUGACUUCUUUGGAGAGUCCAUAGAUAAUGCAUUUAGCAGCACAGAUACCAGCCCAAUAGGUCCUUCCCCAAAAACCUCAAACAUGAUCACCAGACAACUACAAGAAAACUGGCGGAGCUCAAGAACUCGUUGCAUUCCUGAAAAACUUAUCUUUGAGGUGACUGACGCCAGUGUUGUGCAUGAGACAAAUUCCAAGUAUGUGCUCUACACGAUUCACAUCAUCCAUUCUGGGACGUUUGACAAGACUCCCGCGGUCAUCACGCGGCGCUACACUGACUUCGAGCGUCUACACAGCCGCUUGCGCCGCCGUCACGGAGACGAGAUGGAUGGCGUGUUCUUCCCUCGCAAGAAGCUGCGCAAGAACUUCGCCGCCGAGACCAUUGCCAAGCGCAGCCGGGCGUUCGAGCAGUACCUGACCCACCUUCACUCCCUUCCUGACCUACGGAGCACACCUACGUUCCUAGAGUUCUUCUACCUGGGGGAUCUGCGCGCGGGCCAGAUGCUGAUGCGAGUGGGCCGCUACCAGGACGCCCUGGGCUCUCUCCUCAAUGCUCUGCGACUCCAGGAGAAGUUAGGAUGCCAUCAGCUCCUGCAGCACAACCAGCUCCAGCGGGUUCAUUGGUUCUUCACGCUCUCCGCCUUGGUCACCUGCUUUCAAGAACUAGACCAGCUCGGUGAGGCUCAGGAACACUGCGACCGAGCCCUGCAGGACCUAGCGCCUUCCCAGGACGCUUUGCAGCAGCACCAGUUGCACCCUCUGCUCAUCCCGCUCCUCCAAUCCAAUGUCAGGCUGUCCUGGAAGGUCUCGAAGGACAAGAGGCGCUGGGAGGCUCUUCUGCAGGAGAUCCAGGAGCAGGGGAUUGAUAUCGGGAAUCAGCCCAACCUAAAGGAGUGUCUGUUUAAAGAGAGCAUCGAGGACAGCGAGGGGCUGGUCAGGGCUAAGAACAAAAGUGAAGAUGUGCCAUAAGCAUUCAGGGAUUUUUUUUUUUUUUAUAGGAGUAUUAGAGGUUAUGAGGGAUGAUUCUGAUAGCAAUAUGUAUGAUAGCUUACUAAGGAAACCUGUGGAAUUAAUGCUAAUUUGUACAAUUCAUCACUUUUAAAUACACAUAUAUUUCAUGGGCACAUUUCAAUACCAUUUAUUAUAGACAUAUUCUUUAUUUGGCAACUCUUUACUAUAUGAUACAAUUUGUAAACAUUACUUAAAGGAAUAGUUGACCAAAAAUGAAAAUGUGCUUAAGAUUUACUCACCUUCAAGCCAUCAGAGAUGUAGAUGAGUUUGUUUCUUCAUCGGAACAGAUUUGGAGAAAUGUAGCAUUGCAUCACUUGCUCACCAGUGGAUCAUCUGUAGUGAAUGGGUGCCGUCAGAAUGUGAGUCAAAACAGCUGAUAUAAACAUCACAAUGAUCCACAAGGAAUACACAUGACUUAAAUCCAUUAGAAAAUGUUGUGUAAUGUGAAAAGCUGCAUGGUUGUAAGAAACAUAAACAUAAACAUACGUAUAUAAAAAAUAA